UCUUCCUUACCUUAUAUUUUUUCCAUUUAUAAUAAAUUAAAUUUCUCUGUAUUAAAAAACUUCUCUGUGUGUAUUAAAAAGCUUCUUCUUCUCCUUCUCUCUUUCUCUGUGUUUGGUUACACUUGGCACGUAAGGUUCUUGCCUUUAUAGCUUUUCGUCAUCCGACAGCUUCAUUACAAAUAAAGAUGUCAGGUGCAUUAAUCUUGGUGUUGGCGUUAACCAGCCUGAUUACGGUUUACGCGAAGACUCACGGCGCCGGGAGAAUAUGCGACGAACUUGGCCGGCGAUCAUUGAGUACGAGACCGCACAGCGUCUCAAUCGCAGAGUUUGGAGCUGUUGGAGACGGCAAAACGCUCAACACUCUCGCGUUUCAAAACGCAGUUUUCUAUCUAAUGUCGUUCGCAGACAAAGGUGGGGCCCAGCUCUACGUCCCUCCCGGUAAAUGGCUCACCGGAAGUUUCAGCCUCACCAGCCAUCUCACUCUCUUUCUCGAAAACGGCGCCGUUAUAGUUGCCUCUCAGGAUCCAUCGCAUUGGGAAGUUGUUGAACCGUUACCAUCAUAUGGACGAGGGAUUGAUUUGCCUGGGAAGCGAUACAAGAGUUUGAUAAGCGGUCAUAUGCUACAUGAUGUUAUUAUAACAGGUGAUAAUGGUACUAUCGAUGGCCAAGGCUUGGUUUGGUGGGAUCGGUUUAAUUCUCAUUCCUUAAAGUACAACCGUCCUCACCUUGUCGAGUUUAUUUCGUCCCAAGAUGUAACUAUCUCGAAUGUCACGUUUCUGAACGCACCGUGUUAUACAGUCCAUGCAAUAUACUCUAGCCAUGUAUAUAUUCAUAAGAUAUUGGCUCAUUCUUCUCCUGGAUCUCCUUAUACAAUCGGCAUUGUACCAGAUUCUUCUGAUAAUGUAUGCAUCCAAGACUCUACAAUCAACAUGGGGUACGACGCGAUCUCACUCAAAAGCGGUUGGGAUGAAUAUGGAAUCUCCUACGCUCGUCCCACUAAAAACGUUCAUAUAAGAAACGUUAACCUUCAAGCAGCUUCCGGUUCAUCUAUCUCCUUUGGCAGUGAAAUGUCAGGUGGAAUAUCUCACAUUAUGGUCGAUAACGCCUUUAUGCAUAACUCAUUAACCGGCAUUGCCUUUAGAACCACAAAAGGAAGAGGCGGUUACAUCAGAGAGAUCGAUGUUUCGAAUAUCGAUAUGUCGAGGAUCGGUACUGCUAUUGUGGCUAACGGCAGCUUCGGUUCUCAUCCGGAUGAUAAGUUUGACGCGAAUGCUCUUCCCUCAGUGAAUAGCAUUAGAUUAAGCAACGUCUCUGGAGUGAAUAUCGGUGUUGCGGGGGAGUUGUUUGGUAUUAAAGAGGCUCCGUUUAGUGCAGUGGUCUUAUACAAUGUUUCUUUGUCGAUGAGCUCUGGUUCUUCUUCUGGUGUUUUUUGGAGUUGCUCCUAUGUUUGCGGAUCUUCUAAGCUCGUGACACCUGAACCGUGUCCUGAGCUUAUGAGAGCUGAUAAUGGUUAUGGUAGAGCUACAUUCUAAAACU
This is a messenger RNA of Raphanus sativus (radish), 1536 nucleotides long. RefSeq names its product probable polygalacturonase. The coding region runs from base 186 to 1532 and encodes 448 amino acids. Gene Ontology annotation, biological process: carbohydrate metabolic process. The transcript is spliced from 6 exons. NCBI's taxonomy places the organism in Eukaryota, Viridiplantae, Streptophyta, Magnoliopsida, Brassicales, Brassicaceae. Gene Ontology annotation, molecular function: polygalacturonase activity. The record is from RefSeq and is a predicted model, not a curated record.